Molecule: messenger RNA, 1879 nt
Organism: Thrips palmi
Lineage: Eukaryota; Metazoa; Arthropoda; Insecta; Thysanoptera; Thripidae
Exons: 8
Coding region: 257-1771 (504 amino acids)
Source: RefSeq, a predicted model, not a curated record
GGCCGAGCGGCGAGCGCGCCGAGCCAAAUCGCCACUGGUCGCCACAGAUUCCGCGAAGUCGCCGCUCCAGCGCCACUAGGGGGCUCAAACGCCACUCGGGUCGCUACUGAAACUCGCCGCCACUCGAUCUGUCCGCCACUUAUGGCUACGCUGGUCGCUUCCCCGCCGUCCUGAUCCUGGACUAGUCCUGGAGGAUCCCGACAGAGGGUAUAAGCAGCCCAGGCGGCGCGUUUAGCGACGCUCAGCAAGCAGCAGAAUGCCUCCUAAGAAGAGGACGCAGUCAAACCGUGGAAGUGACGCCAGUAAGAGGAUCAAGCAGGAAAGCAGUCCGCCUGAGCGACGAGAAGGACCCACUACCGACAGAAUGUCGUUUGAGUCAGAGGUUGGGACAGUGAAAGUGGAGCCGUCUGGACCCGAGACUGACAAUCUAAGCAGCAGUACUCUCAACUCAAAGUUCUGGUGCCAAGACUGCAGCGAGGAUGCCGCGGAGGACUGCAAGGACUCGGGCCACUCCGUGUGCUCCCUCCGCCAGCUUCGCACAGAACAGGCCGCCCCUAAACUUCAGCAGCUGGACAAGGUGGCGAAGUCAGCGCGCGAGGUGGUGAAGGCCCUGCUGGACGCCAAGGGCGUGCUGGAGGCCCAGCUAGAGCAGUGGCGGGGCAGGCUGCGGCACGUCGAGGAGGCCAAGAAGGAGCUGUGGGAGGCGGCCAUGGAUUGCCGGGACCUGGAGGAACCUGCACUGGAGGAGGGCCUGGAACAGCUGCUGCAAGAUGCCACCACUCUCCUCCAGGCCAAGUGUCAGCUGCAGGUGCAGGUGGACUCGCCCUGCUCCACCUGGAAGGGGCAACUGCAGGUGGCGGCUCCAGGCUCCAGAGGCAGUUUGCUUUGCCCACUGGUGCUGCAGAUGCACCAGGACUGGAGCCUCACCAAGAUCUUCCGUCCCGAAGAGUGUAUGCAUGUGGUGAAACUCAGCAAGCAAAAGGAGCACACCCAAGAGCUGGACGAAGCCCUGCAGAACCCAGGCCUGGACAAGGUGAGGAAGCUGGACGGACUAGACUGCGGGAAGCGGCCGAACCGGAGUACAGUGCUGCUCAAGCGCGUUGCCCCGCGCGUCGAGUGGCUGUGGGUUAAGAACGCCGUUCGGGAACACCUCGAUGUGGUCAGGGACAUGCCAGCGCUGCGCUGCUUAUACGUCCAUUUGUUGGAUUACUGGAAGAAAGUCCCGGAGCUGCCGCUGCAACUGCAAGAACUGCGUGUGGUGAACGCCUCAGCGCCACAUUUCGAGUGUGUGCAGCGAAUGUCCAGCCUGCGCAAGCUUUACUUGGCCAGGAUUCCGCCGCUCGACGUGGCGUUCCCCCCUCUGCCCGCGGGUCACUGCGGCCUGCAGUGGCUCGACGUCCGCCUCCGGCCGGCCUCCACCGUCCUGUCCCUGGCCAAAGCUCACGCCGCCACACUGCAGGAGCUGCGGAUCCUGUGCGCGUCCGAGGGAGAUACUGCGUGGCACUUCAAGGACCUGGCCGAGGGGCUGCGCCAGUGCGGGCUGGUGGCGCUGAGGCGCGUUGUGCUGGUGCGUGGACGCGCUUCAGGCUACCCUGACAAGAAGCUCCCGCACAAGACACAGUCGUGUAAACGGCAGAAGAAGUCCAUCUGGGACAAACUGUUGGCGACGGAAUCGGGGGAGCCAGUCAGGGUAGUAAAGGUCAUGUGUGAGGAGUGUGACGAGUGCCCCGAAUUUCCGCGUCUGGGAGACUUUACCUGGAAAGACGAUUAAUACAGUGCUUCGUCUCAAUUGAGAGUCUUUCUGUUCUGUAUUUUAAAUUGAAUUCUGGCAUUCCGAUCCCUUUAUUAAACUCCAGAGCUAAUUGUUUCGUGUUUGGGA